AUGCAGCUAACAAGUUUGUUAGUUGGUGGUGCACUCGUCAGUGCCCUUGAACGUGUUCAUUUCCCGAACACAACCUCGUGGACUAGUUCACAUGAUGCAAAUCCGUCAACUACAGUGGUUAGCAUUAGCUCAGUCGAUUCGCUGGGCUCAACGAUUUAUUUUACAUCCCCGGCACUAGUGUCUCUUGCAACGUCAACUGUAGACAAUACGGUUACAACUUACACGACUUGGUGCCCUUUAUCUACCUUUGAGUCAUCGUUUACAGAUACUUCUCUAGCCUCUACGGUGGAAAGCUCACAGACAACGUUAGUUACGUUAAGCUCUGUUGACACUAUGGGAUCUACAAGUUUGGUUACUUCGAAAGCACUGAUGUCCUUAGUCACUUCUACUGUGGAUGAUACUAUAACCGUUUACACAACAUGGUGUCCUCUACCCUCGACAACUCGAAGAAUUUUGUCUAGUAUCUCAACUGAUUCGUCGCUCACAGAAGUAGCCCCAACUAUGUCCACAGAAAGCUCUGCAACUACAGCAAGCUCUGUAGUCACGCCAAGUGCUGUGACAACAAGAAGCUCUGCAGCUACGUCAAGCACUUUGACAACGAAAAGCUCUACGACGGCAGCAAGCUCUGCAACGACAGCAAGCUCUGCAACGACAGCAAGCUCUGCAGCUACGUCAAGCACUUUGACAACGAAAAGCUCUACGACGACAGCAAGUUCUGCGACGACAAUCCCCAGUACCACCACCGUUGUUCUUAGUUCGGUUGAUUCGUCUGGACUGACGACGGUUUUAACCUCAACGGUAUUAGCGUCUUUGUUAACCUCCACUGUUGAUGAUACUACCAUAAUUUAUACAACAUGGUGUCCACUCACUUCUACCUCUUCAGUACAUGUCAGUUCUUCAAAUUCCUUAUCAACUACUGUUUCCUCCAUAGCAAGUACAUCUGGUACCAUAACCACAAGUACCCUCACAACGGCUAGCAUUUCUUUGUCGAAAGAUUCAAUCGGUGAUAUUCACACCACACUAGUAACGCAAACAUAUACAUAUACGUCUACUGUGUGUGAUACAUGUGAGCAUCACAUGUCCUCAUCUAAAGCGUAUUCCACCUCAAGCAAACCAUUAAGCUCUUCUAAAUUCCUGACAAGUAGCAAGUCAAGCUUGCAGGAGCAAUCGCCUACAGUGACUUCUUCUUCGACCUAUUGGUCGUCUACCUCAAGCAGCACAACUCAAGAUACGACCUCAACUUUUCAAAGCACAGACUCUUUGCAUGGUAGUGCCAGCAAGUCGACUGCUACAAAGAUUACCUAUUCACCUGCAACUACAUCUUUACCAUCUACGACUAUUCUCACAAUAAGUUCUAGCAGUGGGGGGAUUACUUCACUGAGCACCUCAGUUGCCUUAUUGACAUUGACAACUGAAACUAUAAGCGGCGUUGUCACAUCUUAUAUAACAUGGUGUCCUUUGACAUCCGAAAGCUCGUCUUCAUUUACCAAGCUAUCUUCAUCAACUACUAGCUCAUCGGGUAACGAGGUUUUGACAUCCUACUCAUCCGAGUCAUCCAGUAACAGUUUGCUUUCUUCAUUUAGCAGCCUGAAACCACUCUCAGAAUCAUUGAUAUCCACAUCUCAAUUGCAAUCAUCGGGUUCCUUGACUGCUACUCUAUCGACUUCCACCAAUACCUCAUCUUCAACAAUAGCAACUACCCCCGUAGGAUCAUCCUGGAUUUCUUCGACAAUCUCAAUCUCUACAAAGACAAGAUCUGAAAAGUCCUCAUCCACUAUCUCAACUUCGCUGUCUAAUGCGUCCGCUUCUCCUUCGCUACCUUCAUCAGCGAUUUCCAAAUCACGAGCGGUCCAUUCUUCAAGCGAUAGUGCAAGUUCCUCAUCUAGUAUCUCCUCAACAUCCUACUCCCCAUCAUCCGGCUCCUCUGGGUUAUCGACUUUCUCUUCAACGACGGCUUCGGAAAUACCUUCCGCCCAUUCUUCAAGCAAUAUCGUGAGUUCUUCGUCUGGAACUCCCUUCUCCUCUAUCUCGUCUAUGUCGUCGCCACUUUCUUCAGUGAUGACAUCAAAAGUGGUUAGCACAUUGAUCUCAUCAUCACCACCGUCAUCAUCGCAGUCUUCGCAUGUCACAUCGGAAUCUCGCUUCCCUGGAUCGUCUACUAGCAGUUCACCCUCGUUGAAUAGCACUUCUGGGUCUUCGUUGAUUGUUUCCACAACUACCUCUGUGACAAGUUCUUUUGAUUCUUCCACCAGCCCAGUCUCCUCUUCAGCGAGCACUGAAACGUUGUCUUCACAGUCGAGGCUAAACUCAACGCCUCUAGGCUCUUCCAUUUCAUCAUCAAGUGAAAUUUCGAGCACCUCUAUAACUUCAAAUGGUGUUACAACUGUAACUUCGUAUCAUACCAUAGUAUACUCGACUGAAGUAUGUUCUUUGGGCACUUGUCAUAGAACUGUCGUCACCUCUAAAUCAUCUAGUUUUGACACAGUGUAUGAUACCACAUCAGAAUGCAGCGGUGAUAGUUGCAUUAGAUCGAGAAAAACUACUUCUAAGCAUGAAGAGUGUACGCAAGGCUCUUGUAUAAGCUCCUCUUCGACCUCUACGCUUGCACCUAAGUCCAGUCACACUGGAAGCCAAUCCUCGAUGGUUUCAAGUUCGGUGUACCCAACCACAGUACUUUCCCACACGAUUGUUUUAUCCACUGAAGUCUGUUCAUCAGAACGCUGUCACACAUCAAUAACAACCUCAUUACUUCCUUCAACGUCAACAUUUUCAUCGGCAACAAUUAGCUGUACGGGGAGAUUGUGUGAGAAUUCCUCGAGUACGAACUCAAAAAGUUCCUCACAUGGAGAGAGCUCGUCUGUGAAUUGUCCGACAUGCUCUUCUUCCAGUCUGCGAACUUCUUAUAGCAGUAUAACCAGUGGAAAAAGUAGUGUGUCCUCUACGUUAUCUCGUGAAUCCCAGAGUUCUUCUUCCAGCCUGCGAACUUCUUCUAGCAGUACGACCAGUGGACAAAGGAGCGAAUCUUCCACAUCAUCUCAUAAAUUCCAGAGUUCAUCCACAUCUGACAGUGAACUGCCUACCUCAUAUGCGCCACCUUCUUCGAGCAGUGCUUCAUCUUCGCAAACAAUCCAAUCUUUGACCUCUGUGUCAUCCUUGAUAUCACAGGCCUCUUCUUAUUUAUCUAAAGUUACUACAACGGUGAGUGGUGCUGUUACGGAAUAUACAACGUGGUGUCCAUAUAGCACGUCUUUCACAUCACCCUCAGCCACCGUGAGCUACAAAUCUUUAACGACGGAAAUAACCAGUUCUCAAUCUCUCACAACGGAAAUUUCCCAGGCGUCAAGUUCAGAUCACCAAAAAGAGUCCACAAGCAGUGGGAAUGAAUCAUCUUCAUCUUCAUAUGAGCAAAAAACAACUAGCAAGAGUGCGGGGACUACCUCAUCAGUGGAAACCUCUGAAUCUUUCGCAAAUACUGAAUCAACUUCUGUGGUAAGUUCUACAACUAUAUUAUCAACGACCCGGUCCUUGGCCUCAACACCUUCCUCUCAUUCAAAAUCUACAAGAAGCUCGUCGUCGGCUGUUUAUUCCUUAUCUAGUACUUCUUCAUUGGCACCUAAAAGUGUUGGAUCAACUAUAACAACAGUCGCUUCCUCUUUGAUUAGUGCCUCGGCUUCUACUUCCACCAAUUCAAAUCGACCCUCCUUUUCAUCUCAUUCCACGCCUUUUAUUGCAACGUCUGUACACACCACUGAAACCAUUUUUUCUGCUUCUACAGUUGAAAGCACAAAAUCUACAGAAAGCUCGAUUCCGACUGCAAGUUCCAUCUAUUCGAUCUAUUCGAUUAGUACUUCUCAGCAGACACCGCUUUCAUCGUCAGUCUUAACAGUUGUAACAAUAACUUCAAGUGGAGUUGUAUCGGAGUACACGACCUGGUGCCCACUGACUGAUGUUUCAGCAUCUGUAAGCUUGGGACUUGAAACCAGUUCUAAAAGAUCAGUUUUGACAACAAUUACUACUACUUCAGAGGGAUUGGUCACGCAGUAUACUACAUAUUGCCCCUUAUCCUCCACGAGUGUGUCGCAAAAUAGUGACACCAGGAUAUCAGCCACUACCAGUCAAGUUACAACUACCUCAUUGCAAGAAAGCAGUUCAGUCACGACGCAUACGUUAGCAUCUAGCAUCACGAAGUCUACAAGUGCUAAGAACAGCGCGGAGUCGUGUAGUGGUACAGAUUGCGCGACGUCUAGUUCGGAGACUAGUUCUUUUCCUGAUUCUCCAACAGUCUCACAAUCCACAACAUUCAAAACAUCCUCAACUAUAUCAAUAACAACCGUUCUGCCGAUAACAAAAACAUCAACUCAAAGUGGUGGUGAGAUUGUGACGGUCGUGAGCUCGGUUUCCAGUACUAUUCCGUUCACAACAGAUUUCAUCGUUACGACGCAGAUGCCUGUUGCCGAGAGCAAAAGCCACGACGUUCAGACCAUGUCUUCAAAAGUGUACACUGAUACUGCACAAACCGAGAACACUCAAAGUCAGAGUAAUUCAGAGAGCUUUUCGACACUUGCAGCAAUUUCCUCUAGUACAGCGGCAGUUGCAAAUACAUUUGAAGGCAAAGCUGCAAUUACCGGCAACAGUUAUUUACUACAUAUUCUCAGUGGAUUGCUAUUGAUGGUAACCGCUUAG
Molecule: messenger RNA, 4683 nt
Organism: Lachancea fermentati
Lineage: Eukaryota; Fungi; Ascomycota; Saccharomycetes; Saccharomycetales; Saccharomycetaceae
Source: the annotation of a GenBank genome assembly